AUGACAAACAUAAGUUCCACAAGUACACAGCUCUCCGAUAAGGAGGGCUAUGCUAUAUAUGAAUUCAUGGCUUCUACGAUCGAAUCCCCUUCGCCGGCAGAGUUAGCAUCUAGAAGGAAGCGCUUACUCAAGCCUGUGCUACUUUGCUUGGCAUCUUCAUUCGGAGGGUUUAUACUUGGUUGGGAUGUUGGAACCAUAGGUGGAAUUGCUAAUAUGAGUUCGUUUCAGAAUCAUUUUGGAACUAUGAUUAAUCCUGAAACUGGUUUAAAAGGAUUCCCUGAAAAACUAUCAGGGGCGAUAAUAGCUAUUUUUAAUAUUGGUUGUGCUUUGGGUGGCUUAACUUUGGCUAAAUUAGGAGAUAUUAAGGGACGCAGAUUCGGGAUAUUUGUUGCUCUAAUAUUUUACAUCGCGGGGUUAUUAAUCCAAAUCUUGAGCAAUGCCAACUGGUACCAGUUUUUCAUUGGAAGAAUAGUCACCGGCUUUGCUGUAGGUACGACUACUGUUUUGGUUCCAAUGUUUAUUUCUGAAUCUGCACCAAUACAAAUCCGUGGUUCAAUGGUGGUGUUAUACCAAUUAAUGAUAACGUUGGGGAUAUUAAUUGGUAAUUUAGUUAAUUUUGCGUGUAAGGAACUCGUUGAAGACUCAUUAUCAAACGUCAGCUGGCAAAUUCCAAUUAAUUUGGGUAUCUUAUGGACAGUUUUCGUGCUUUUGGGAUUGAGUUUAAUGCCAGAAUCGACACAAUUUUAUGUUUCCAAGGGCAAUAUUGAGAAGGCUCAAGAAUCCUUUGCCAUCAUGAACUCGUUACCGAAAGAUCACCCGUUCGUUAUAGACCAAAUAUCUUUCUUAGCUUCUUCAAUGAUUAGAGAAGAAAGCAGAGGUUGUCAUGGUUCUUGGGAAUUUUUGUUUGGGAAACCUAGGCUUGGAUUAAGACUUUUCAUAGGCGUCAUGAUUAUGGCUUUUCAGCAAUUGUCUGGUAUUAAUUAUUUCUUGUACUAUAGUACUACUUUAUUCGAUUCAGUUGGAGUCGGUGAUUCCUACGUUACAGCAAUCAUUCUAUCCAGUGUUAACUUUAUAUCAACUUUUAGUGGUGUCUAUAUUGUUGAGAAAUUGGGACGUAGGUGCUGUUUAAUUCUUGGUUCAGUUGGCAUGUUCAUUUCAAUGUUAACAUACGCAUGCAUAGGAACACACUUCUUAGACGAUGAUUCAAUAAGAGUGAAUACUGGAUCUAUAAUGGUAGCUUUUACCUGUGCUUUUAUCAUGUUCUUUGCAUGUACCUCCGGUCCGAUUUCCUUUGUGGUCAUUGCAGAAUUGUUUCCAACCAGAACAAAAUCAAUAUCCAUGGCAAUAUGCACAUCAGUAAACUGGAUUGUAAACUUCGUGAUAGCCAUAUGUACUCCAUCGGUUAUCGCUGCAAUAGGAUUUAAAUUUGGAUAUCUAUUUGCGGGUUGUUUAAUGACGUCCACGAUAUUUUUCUAUUGCAUGAUCCCUGAAACCAAAGGCUUAACUGCUGAACAGGUUGACGCAAUCUACGAAAAGUUAUUAUUUGAGUUGACUACAAAGAAAUAA
Molecule: messenger RNA, 1566 nt
Organism: Eremothecium cymbalariae DBVPG#7215
Lineage: Eukaryota; Fungi; Ascomycota; Saccharomycetes; Saccharomycetales; Saccharomycetaceae
Gene: ITR2
Product: myo-inositol transporter ITR2
Exons: 1
Coding region: 1-1566 (521 amino acids)
Biological process (GO): carbohydrate transport; transmembrane transport
Cellular component (GO): plasma membrane
Molecular function (GO): carbohydrate:proton symporter activity
Source: RefSeq, a predicted model, not a curated record